CGUAGUGAAACAGGCGGUUACAGUCGAACGGCAAACGAUAAAUGGUGUAUCGGUCGGUGGAUGUGGGUGGUAUGUGCGAGUAAAAAUCGUUAAAACGAAAAGGUCUGUAUGAGUGUUUAGGAAUGGCCUCUUAAACACGUACACAUACAAACUGACAACAGUGCAAAAAUUGAAAAAAAAGAAAAAAAAAAAGAAACGAAUCGAGAAAAAUUAAGAAUACAACGGGUUUCAAUACGAAGAAAAAUCAAAGCAGAUAAAGUAAAGAAAGAGAGGAGGGGGGGGGACAAAAAAUACGUGAAAAUAAAAUAAAAGAUAAGGGAUGCGAAAGCAUAAGAUUUUCAUAUUGUCGGAAUAUUUUAUACGGCAUAAGAAUGUCUGAAUCAUCGAUGAAAGGACACAACGAUAUUGGACGUUGUAUUAAGUCGAGGGUGGUUCAGUAAGCACGACACCUACGUUUCCAAGAAGACGACGCCUACGUACCGCGCAAACACGUCGAGAACGCAUUGUAACUGACAGUUUUUAUGCAAAUCAAUAAUUCGAGUACGACGCAGCGAUAAAGUUUGCCUUUACUUUAAUAGAAAUAUUUAAUAUCUCUGUUUUCGAACAACGGUAACAAGGACGUUGACGGUACGCAACACUUGGCACUCGAUAACGAGUUUCCUUCGCGAUAGAAAUCUUCACAGGAUUAUUGAGUGUAAAAAAAAGAAUCAAAAGGGUGUUUUCGAUUAUUAAAUGGCUGAUUAUUAAACCAUCUUUUCCGUGACAAUAAUCGGUGCUGCGAUUGCAUGUUUUAAGACAUUUGAGAAAGACAUUGGCGACGUCGAAUUUGCUGGUGCAUAAUGUGCAACGUUUCUGAGAAAGGGUCGAAGACAAUGAGGCGAAUUCAGUUACAAAGUAAUUCGCGGCGCAAAAGACGGCCUUUGCGCAUAGGUCUCUUCAUCGUAUAUGUGUUAGUUCAGUACAUCACUUGUGCAAAAAUACCUGAAGAGCUAACUUCCACUUAUCCCAGUUCUACGGAUCGCGAGGAAAACUGGACCGUGGAAUCUACCUUGGAGUCGUUUACAACCACUCAGGUUGAGAUUGAGGCAACGAAUAAGGAGUCGUUAUCGGUGGAAAGCGUAGCGAAGGAAAUAGAAAAUGAAAAAAAUGAAGAGAAGAACAAGGAGGAGGAAGCGGGCGAGAAGCAACGAGAACAGGAGAAAGGCAACGAAGAAAAGGUAAAGGAAGAAGAAAAAUCGAAGGAAGAGCAUGAAAAGUCAAAGGAGGAAUUAGCGGGAAAGGCGGUAGCCCCUAAGAAAGAAGUCACAACGAUUUCAUCUAAGAAUGUUCCUAGAACCACAACGGUUCCGUCAACGACCACUGUAAAAUACGAACGCGCAACAUGGAGACCGAGAAGAGAAAACUGUUCACCACCAGCGAUCGAACAAUUUCCACGGCCUUUAAUGGGUCCGGAAGCUAGGAAACACGGUGGAUUAAUCAUUCAUAUCUUAGCCGCAAUCUACACUUUUCUAGGCCUUGCCAUCGUUUGCGACGAUUACUUUGUCUCCAGUUUGGACCGAAUUUGCGAAGAACUACGAUUGUCUCCGGAUGUUGCUGGAGCAACUUUCAUGGCUGCGGGUUCCUCAGCCCCGGAAUUGGCAACUGUGGUAAUCGGUGUUUUCUUUGCCAAAGAUGAUAUUGGAAUAAGCGGUGUGAUUGGAAGCGCAGUAUUCAAUAUAAUGUUCGUGAUAUCGAUUUGCGGGCUUUGCACAACAACAGUGUCAAAAUUGAAUUGGUGGCCCCUUUGCCGGGAUUGUUUCUUUUACGCGGUAUCGAUAUUGGUAAUGCUCGGUACAAUUUACAACGAAUCCAUAUCAUGGAUGGAAUCUUUGUUCAUGUUGAUUAUGUAUGGUGUGUAUUGUAUAGCGUUAUCUUUCAACACUAGAUUGGAACGAUGGGCGAAAUCUUACAAUAUACCUUUUCUACCAAAAGACGACGAACCCGCGGAAGAAAGCGCUCUCGUUAGUUACAGAUCGUUGCAAGAGGAUCGAUUGUCAUACACAGGGCCUUGUUCUCCUACGGAUCAAUAUAAAACUCAUGAAGCGGCAACAGGAGGACCAACCGCACCUGAAACGAACGAAGCAGCACCUCCGAAACAACCAGAGUAUUACAAAGCGAAGGAACCAGAUCCAAACGAAAUAUCGCCUUUGGAGAAGCCUACAGAUGGCAGCAAAUGGACACUUUUCACUUGGGGCCUUGUUUACCCGAUUCAUUUCAUGUGCCGCGCAACGAUGCCAGAUUGCCGCCAAGAAAAAUUUCGCAAUUGGUAUCCCUUUACCUUCUGCGUAUCGAUGGUUUGGAUCAGUUUCUAUAGUUACAUCAUGGUGUGGAUGAUCACGAUUAUAGGCAGUACUCUCGGUAUACCCGACACGAUGAUGGGUCUAACGUUUGUCGCCGCUGGCGUCAGCGUGCCUGAUGCUCUUUCAUCGUUAGCGGUGAUUAAAGAAGGGCUUGGUGACAUGGCGGUGAGCAACGCGGUUGGAAGUAAUGUCUUCGAUAUUCUAGUUUGUCUCGGGCUUCCUUGGUUUAUACAAACUGCGAUGAUACAGCCAGGCUCGCACGUGAACGUUACCAGCCGAGGUCUGACAUAUUCGACAGUAUCUUUACUGUCAACAGUGAUAUUCUUAGUAGUAGCGACCCAUUUGAAUGGCUGGAAGUUAGAUCGACGGUACGGAGUGAUACUGAUGAUUUGGUAUUUGGUGUUUAUCACAUUUGCCUCACUCUACGAAUUAAAUAUCUUUGGUGAAAUGAAUCCUCCGUCAUGCUAUAGCACGUUUUAAAAAAGAAAAAAAACGUGAUUCAAUUACACGCAUAGAAGGAUGACGAGGAAAAUGAAGCAUGAGAAAUGAGAUUGAAGAGGAGGAUGAGAAAGAGUAGAAGAGGGGAUACAUGUACGUGUGUUUGUGAAUGUGUGUGCGUGAGUGUAUAUGUGUGCAACAAGCAACCGACAGCAUGCUCGAUGAAAAUGUUCUCAUUGCAUUCGAUCUCAUUACAUUAUAUACAUGCCAUACGGUUAAACCAUAAUGAAAGAUUUUUCGAAUACUUUUUUAUAAUUCUUACAUUUCUUUUCCUCUUGUUUCUUUCUUCUUAUAUUAUAUUAUAUUUCUUUUUCUCUUUUUUAUUCCUUUUUUUUUCUUUUGCUUUCUGUUUCCAAUCUUGUUUCUAUUUUUUCGCUUCUUAUCCUACUUUAAUUUCUAUCUAUAAAUCAGAAUUGCAAGAAAUAAGAAAGGAAUGGGAAAAAAAAAAUUACAAGAUUACAAUUUGCAGCAAGAUCGAAGCGUUUUUUAAAUACGUUUGUCUCGGGAUCUAUUUAUAAACAUGUAUAAGUAAGUACUUAUAUGAUUCGUUUUUUUACUUUCUUUAAAUCGAUUUAUUCAAAUUUGAGCGAUAUAUCUUCCACAAUUUCUACAGUAAUAACAUAAAUUUCACUUUUCAAUCAAUCUUCGCGAACGAACAAGUUUCUCAGUAUUCCAUUGAAUAUUUCUCUUCCACUCGUUGUUUUGCAAAAUGUUAAUCGAGCCUUCUUUUAAAAAAAGAGAAUAAAACGGAAAAAUAGAAAAAAAAAAAAACAAACGCAAAAAAUCAUAGAAGGCUUACUCGUAAAAUGACGUUAGCAUAAUUUGUAUGCUUGAAAACAAUUAAACGGACAAUACAUUUACAGUAUUAAAACGUUAAUAACGUUAAUAAAUAUUAGGCCAUUUAGAAUACAUACAAUAGAAAGAUAGAAGUGUUUCGAUUGAUCGAAUCAACUCUUCGAAUCGUCGAUGAGCAAAAUAUUGCAGACUGAAGACUCGAGACAAUCGUUUUCCUUACUUACAUAAAUCUUUUAUUUCGAUUUUAUGGGACGCGUUAUCCCCUUUCAAAGCUGUUUUAUUAUUCGACUCUUCCCUAUUCUAGUUUUAUGAUGAAAUUACUUUUUCAAUUGAAAGCGAUUCUUUGCUUCCCUUUAUAUCUAUAUAUAUUAUAUAUACAUUUAUAUAUAUAUGAUUAUUCAUUAUACGCAUUUUAAAUAUUUUUCGCAACUUGACAUCGAGUCGAUUUCCUCGCAUCGCGUAAUCAUUCGUCCGUCCGUGCGAUUAUUAAUUCGUUCAUUCGUGUUUUCAUUUCCUUUCCUCGUUAAUUUUUUGCAUAUUAAUACAUGUAGCAGUGUACACUAGCAUACAAAUAAUUAUAUUAUCGUUUUAAAAGUAAUUGUUCUCUUAUUCUAAUCCGCAUUGUUUUUUGAUCACGCACAUACAUGCGAUGUACACACACGUAUUUUCAUAUAGAUACGUGUGUGCGUAUGUUGAUUUGAUGAACGAAUUCUUUUCAAUUAUUACGAAAAAGGAUCAGCUCUAUUCGCGCGGAAAAACUUGACAUUCCUAGAAACAGUUUUUUGACAGAUUUUUCUAAUUAACGCAUUAAUUAUAGAAAAUUAGUAUAUUAGAUAAAACGAUUAAAUCCAAUGAUAAUAAUUCGUAUUCGUUCGAACCAACAAAAGCGAUGUAGAACGUUGAAUAAGGAUUUAUUAUAAUUUUUUUCUUUUCUUUUCAAGUGUUUACAUGUUAUAUUGUUUAUUGUUUAAUUUUUACUAGUUUUAUGAUUACUAAUUUUAUUUAAAAAUAUUUUAUCGAUCAUAGAAUAGAAUUGAUACUUGAUAAUUCCUAUCAUGAAUUAUACAUGUUAUUGAAAUUUUUUUUUUUAAAUUUAUUUUCGAAAUUAAAAUUCUAAUAAAAAUGCUAAUAUAUUCAUGAAACACUAGAAGCCAAAACAAACAAAAAUUGAUAUAUAAAAAUGUUGAUUGAGUUUUAUUUAUUAACUGAAAAGAAAAUUACAUUAAACGAAGCAAGACGAUAAGAGUGACAUUUCUCUGUCUUCAUUACACCAUUGUAACACUCUAUUUCCGUCUUGCUUCAUCUAACUUCGUAAACAUUAAUUUACUUAAUAAUCUCAAUCGACAUGUAUCAAUUUUUUGUUUUUAACCUUUUAUAUAUCUUUUUACGUAUCUAAUUCGAAAAAAAAUCGAUGGACGUUGCUAAUGCUAACUAGCCUAUCGUUUUUAUCCAAAUUAUCGUGUUGAAAUUUAUAAUCUCUUUUUCUCGGUGAAUAUCCAAUCACGCUAAUCCUCGCUACUCAUCUUUUUACGAAUUUAAUUAUUAUAUAUUUACGUUUUCCUUACGCGUUUCUUUUCGCUAUAUUAUCUUUCUUCUUUCACCUUUUAACGUCCUUCAACGAAAAUAUAAAUAAUGUUAUAGAGUUAUUGAGCGAUUUAAAUCGUAAAUGACGAAUGCUUCCGACGAGUCGAGAACGAAUGUUCGAAUGCUGUUAACACUUUAGCAUAAGGCGAAACGCAUAAGGCAAAUGCGUUGCGUAAAAAAAGGUUAUAUAAAUAAUAUCGAUAUCUGCUAAUUAAAGAACCGAUUAACGAAAGAAAAAGUAAGCAUACGAUAUAAGAUAUAAGAUUUAUCAUGUCGAGGUGAGUAUAGGGAUAUAAAAAUAAAACAGGAGGAUGGUUUUGCAGAGAAAUUAGAAUCGACGGAAGAAGGUGAAAGAGAUACAAGGGUACACUUUCAACGAGCACGAGACGAGAUAACAAAAGAGACAAUAAUUAAUGCAGCCUUAUCCGAUGAAAGUAUCUACAACGUUACUCUGCGCGAUCAUUGAGAUCAGCGUGUAAAGGAUAACGAUCGGCAUUCUUCUGUUUCCGAAAUAUUUCGAUCUGUCUGUUGCAUGGCCAUUUUGCAAAGAUGAUCGAUGAUAAAGGUUUAUAGAUUAAUAUAUGUAUAGUAGGGUGGAACGAAGUAUAGGGUAACGUCUUUUGAUGCUAAUCAUAAUUUCCGAUAGUGAAUUAAAAUUGUCUUCUAUGAUGAUAUGUUUAAGUUGUUAAAAUAGUGUUAAAAUAUGAAUUUGAACGACGAAACUUUUAAAUUUAAAACUUUAGUGCUGUAAGCUAUUCAAAAAUUACUUUUAUUCAUUUUUUGUUACAUGUUUAUAGUAAUUUUAGAUAAUAGGAAUUUAUCAAAGUAGACUGAUGAAAUCUAUUAUUUGCUCAUUUAUAUUAGAUAUUCUGAAAUGUCAAUAAAUUUAACAUAAGACUAAGAUAUAGAAUAUUAUAAUUAAUAAUAACAUUAGAGAGACAAGUUUUUUUUUCACUAUUAGAACAUAAUUUUUAUUUUUUCGUUCUACCCUAAUGUAUAAUACUAUACCAGUAGUUGUUAAGUCGAUAACGGACCAGCGGUGAAAUCCAAACGAAAAUUAAACUUACCGUAAUCCGCGACUAACUAAAUAUUAAUAUUUACAUAUAUAUUUAUCUGUCUCCAUUGGUAAGCGUUUUUUCAUACAUACGUGCAAUAUAUGUCACGUACCGCGUACAGUGUGCAUGCUUAUGUGUGACAGAGACGUGUGUACGAGUAGAUAAAAAAGUAUAUAAUUGCGUUCGAGAAAGUACGCGGUAAGUCGAUAGAUCGCAAAGAUCGCGCAGGCGUCUAGCGUAAACUUUACACGUAUGUUAUAUGCACACGUGUUCCAUUGAUAUAGGUUAUGUGUAUAAUUAGUACGUAUAUAUAUAUUGCCUAUAUUGCAAUACGCGUGCACAUACAAUACGCAUCAUUGCGCAUUAUACAUACCUAUAUAGCUGUAGCGAUACAUACAUGUAUAUAUACAAUACGUAACAUGUAGAAAAGUAUAUAUAUAUACGGAUACAUGCGAUAGCUUAGGUUUAUAUAAUUACGGAACGUUCUACGUGUUUGUUCACUACCAUUAUUUGUUAUAUCGUUAGAGCUUCAGGCGAAUAUACGUUGAUAUUUACCAUUAUCGAUAUCAUACAACAUAGCAUGCUCGAUCGAUCGAUCGAUCGUAUCAAUUCAAAUUACACCUCCAUAUAGGGUAUGAAUGUGUGUGUGUGUGUGUGUGUGUGUGUGUGUGUGUGUGUGUGUGUGUGUGUGUGUGUACGUGCAUGUGUACGUGUAUGUGUACUUUAACGAAAAUCGAUUGCAAUUUUACCAAUCGUUCGAUCGAUCGAUAGGAAAGUAAAACGAGAAUUUAAUGCGUUCCAACGUACUUAUACAAAUUACACGUUGGGAAUCCGUUCGAUGAUCGAAGUAUAUAUCGAAGCUUGCUUGAUAUAUAUAAGGUGUUGCGAUGUAAAGUAUAGCGAACUAAGAUGUGUAAAAGUAACGGUGAUGACGUUCCAAAAUCACGUUCGUAUCGUUUUAGAGGAGGAGGAUUAUUAAAUUAGGAUUACGAUCCUGUGAUUCGUGACAUACGAAAAAUUUAUUAGAAAAUAAGGCUGAUUCAUUUGCUGCAUCGAUUAAAAAAAUCAUAAAUUCUCGUUUUUGUUUCGUACAUACCAGACACUGUAUAACUGUCUUGGCAUCAAUCUCUUAAGCUGCAUUUUUGUUAAAAAAAUCGUAAAAAAAAAAAUUUUAUUAAUAUUCCACGUUUUACGAAAAAAUUGCCAGGAUGCUAUUUCUUAUUGAAGCAACAUAUGUUCCUUGUUACUAGGAAAUAUAGCUUUGAAACGCGAAACAAAAUCGAAAUGUUCCUCUAAUUAUAUCGCUUGUGCGUUAAUAAAAUGUUACUUAUAAUUUGAUAUAUUUGUUGAAACAUUCUCAAACAUGUAGGCGAGUAAAGUUUCUCAUUGUUGCUUCAAUGAGGUCGCAGCUUUCUAUGACAAUGAAGUACAGCCGCCAAAUCAUGCUCAGUAUCAUUAACAGAUGAAACGGCGAGAAAAUUAUUCUGUGUGUAUUAUGGAAAAAAAGAAAAAAAAAAAAAAAAAAAAAAAAAGAAAAAGAACGCGUCAAAUAGACUGGUAGGGCAGGGAGCAAAAAGUUGUUCGGCCUUCUCUCGUUGACGGAGAUCGUUUUUUUUUUUUUUUUCUUGA
This is a messenger RNA of Apis laboriosa (Himalayan honeybee), 7900 nucleotides long. Its product is annotated as probable sodium/potassium/calcium exchanger CG1090. Bases 840 to 2819 code for a protein of 659 amino acids. Gene Ontology annotation, biological process: calcium ion transmembrane transport; intracellular calcium ion homeostasis. The record is from RefSeq and is a predicted model, not a curated record. Gene Ontology annotation, molecular function: calcium channel activity; calcium, potassium:sodium antiporter activity. The transcript is spliced from 9 exons. Gene Ontology annotation, cellular component: membrane. NCBI's taxonomy places the organism in Eukaryota, Metazoa, Arthropoda, Insecta, Hymenoptera, Apidae.